CAAGGAGCCACGGGAGCGCACAGAAGGCACGCAGCGCUGCGGGGACGUUGACGCACAGAAGGCACGCAGCUCAGCCUCCCGUGGGACUUUGAAUUCUUGGAAAAAAACAUCUACAAGUUUGUCUCUGAUGCUGAAUGAGAGAGAGAGAGAGAGAGAGAGAGAGAGAGUAUAAAGCGCGAGCGAGCUAAACUGAGGAGCAUGCGGGGCUUUUUUUACGCGCGAGUGGGCAAGUGUUGCGCCACUUGCUGUCGCGGUUGUUUUUGUUUACGCACACAUUUUUGAAAAAGCGCCGAGUGUGACUUUUUAGUGAAGUAUGACGUCUUUUGAUGCGGCGUGUUUCCUGCGUUGUGUCCUCGUGCUGCGGAGUGCGACUCAUGGGAUGUAGUAAAUGGAGAGCUGCGUUCAACUUCGGACACCUGCGGGUGCAGUCCAAGCUGUCCGUCUUCUUGACCAUGAUUAUUCUCUUCACGUACCUCUUUUACUGCCUCAACGGAUACUGUGACUCCUUGCCGAGGCCCGUGUACGACCAGCAGAACAAUAUUCAGAAAAACAAAAUCCCCGUGGACGAUGGACGCGAGGCGCGCGGCGCGGCGUGCAACGCGUCGCGGGUCAUGCGCGAGCAGCUGUCGCGCGGAGGCGGCGACGUGCCGUCGAGCAACAUCUCCAUAGCCAAUAAUUUCGGCAGCAAAAAGUUCCCGCAGGCCAUCAUCAUCGGGGUGAAGAAAGGUGGCACCCGGGCUCUGCUGGAGUUCCUGCGCAUCCAUCCGGACGUGAGGGCCGUCGGCUCGGAGCCGCACUUCUUCGACCGCUUCUACGACAAGGGACUGGACUGGUACAGGAACCUGAUGCCUCGUACCCUGGAGGGUCAGAUCACCAUGGAGAAAACCCCCAGUUACUUCAUCACUAAGGAGGCCCCUCGCCGCGUCUUCUCCAUAAGCCGCCACACCAAACUCAUCGUGGUGGUGCGUGACCCCGUGACCCGGGCCGUGUCCGACUACACCCAGACUCUGUCCAAAUCUCCCGGGCUCCCUUCCUUCCAGAACCUGGCCUUCCGCAAUGCCACCGCGGGCCUCAUCGACACAUCCUGGAGCGCCGUGCGCAUCGGCAUCUACGCCAAGCACCUGGAGAACUGGCUGCGCUUCUUCCCGCUGUCGCGCCUCCUCUUCGUCAGCGGCGAGCGCCUGGUGACGGACCCGGCGGGCGAGAUGGGCCGGGUUCAGGACUUCCUGGGGCUCAAACGUGUGGUGACGGACAAGCACUUCUACUUCAACCAGACCAAAGGUUUCCCCUGCCUGAAGAAGCCGGAGGGGAGCAGCAGGCCGCGGUGCCUGGGGAAGUCGAAGGGCAGGCCCCACCCCCAGAUCCCCUCUGACGUCCUGCAUCGGCUCAGAGACUUCUACAGACCCUUCAAUCUCAAGUUUUACCAAAUGACCGGCCACAAUUUUGGCUGGGAUUGAGCGGCUACUGGCCAAAGCUCUUUAAAAAACUGUCCCCGGCUUUCUCGGUCAGCCAGCGACCAAAACCAGACGGGGAUACCUUUCCUGCUUUUCUUAAGCUAUGAAAACUCCUUCUUUCCUCCAGAUUUACAGACGCCGCCGCGGCAUCAAAGUUCGUGAGCAGCUAACGGAACUCUUUUGAGAAGGGCUGAUUUUCUGCUGCAUUGUGACAAGGGUAAACCAGAGGACUUGGCCAGGAGAACGCUGAGCUGUCAUUCGAUGUCCAAAACACUUAAAAAGCUUUUUUAUGUUUUUUGAAAAUAACUCCAGAAAAAGACGGGCAACGCUGCAAAGAGAUGUGCCUGAAGUUAAACCAAAAUGGCACAAAAGAGUAACGAGGCUCGACAGUUUGGCAAAAGUUACGAUAAACCGAACGACUUAUCGGACCAUCGUGGACGCGGGAAGAACAACAACGCAAAGAGGCAACGGGUUUAGAAAUAUGCACAACGGCACAAUGGAAAUAAAUGUAUAUGUGUAUUGUUGAGAUAUAACUUAAUCAUUCAGAAUACUUUCUACCGGGUCCUGGUGAAUGAACAUGUAGUAAUGUAAAACACUUUCGCCGUUAUUUAUGUCGCCAACACAGCCAAUGAGAGGUUCUCCGCACACGACGCGUGAAUCUGUGAUUGUUUUCUACUUCAUUUAAUCAACACUCACCUCCACAAACGGUACUUUCAUGCAACUCUAUAUUUCUAAAAGCCUAAUUUAUAAUAUGACAAACUAUUUGUUCAGAUGUUUUUUUUGUGAGACUUUUGUAUAUGAUAAAUCCUGCAGAAAAUUCUGACUAAAACUUUUAUUCAAAAAUG
Molecule: messenger RNA, 2299 nt
Organism: Pseudoliparis swirei
Lineage: Eukaryota; Metazoa; Chordata; Actinopteri; Perciformes; Liparidae
Product: heparan sulfate glucosamine 3-O-sulfotransferase 6
Exons: 2
Coding region: 327-1457 (376 amino acids)
Molecular function (GO): [heparan sulfate]-glucosamine 3-sulfotransferase activity
Source: RefSeq, a predicted model, not a curated record